ACGGUGGGAAAGGGGUUGAGGUUUAACCCCACGUUGGGUCAGUGGCCACUAUAUAUAUGAUGCCGUGACGCAUUAUACAGUGGGAGUAAGGCUGGAGUUUUGGUGAGCGAGAGCUAAAAACAAAAAAGAGGGUGUGUGAGCGUGCGUUUUAACCUCAGACGAACACUGAAGGAGGCCAACACUCUUCAAUUCAUACCGUUCUGAAAUCUUUAUAAAAAGGUUUAAUUUGGCGGAGCAUCUCAGGUCAGGAUUGAAAAGCUUUAAUUUAUCGACGUGUCCGAGGAAGGUUGGUUGUUGGAGCUCUCAGAACUUGUCUUGGUCCGUGAUACAGUAAGAGACAUGGCUGACAGUGGCAGCAGUGCUGAUGGGAGCAGUGAAGGAUUAUCAUCUGUUCUGGUCAAUGAGAAGGGAAGUAGAAAUAAGCGUAAAUAUUUAUCUGAUUUGUCGGUCGACAUUCCAGAAGUAUCAAGCAUGUCUCUGACGGAAUUCCCUAGGUAUGAAAUGCUAGAGGAAAAAUAUAGGAACGCUCUGAAUGAGUUGGGAUCAAUGAUGGAGAGGUCUGACGACACUCUUGAGGAGCAUGAAGUGGAAGAAUACCUAAAAGCUGAUUGGGACGAUCCUAUAUGCUGUCAGCUGGAGGAACUUUUGACAAAUAAUCUGUUCACCACUUUCUGCAGUGCUGUGAAGAAGAUUGUUGAAUCAGGGUACACUGAGGAAGUUGCUGAGUGGGCUGUUCUAAAUAGCAGCUUGUUCCAUGGUAGUAAAGAUGCUGUAUCCAAUGUUGUCGAUAGUGCUUUGGCGUUACUAAAGAAGGAAAAGGAGUUGAAUACACCUAAGCAUCCUGUAUUUGAGGGACUGCAGUGCCUGGUAGACUACACGUUACUUGAGAUGAUUCACGUGCUUCGAGAGGUUAGGCCAACUUUGACUGUUGCAGAAGCAAUGUGGUGCCUAUUAAUAACUGAUUUGAACCUCGUAAACGCAUGUGUAGUCGAGGGAGGUCCCCUCGGUGGUUCUUCUGGUCAGGAAGCUCAACGAGGAAGCCCAAGACUUUCCCAAUCCAAAUCUGAAACCUCCAGCACCAGUCAAGCAGAUACUAACAAAUUGGAUAAUCCAAAACAAACAAUGCCCCGUGCUCAGAGUUCUCAGCAUGAAUUCCCGGUUUCUGGGCCUGCCCCUCAACCUCUAAGUUCUAGAGCUGCACCUGAUGAAUUGGCUAGUACUGGGAAAGAAAUUUCUCUUGCUCUUCAGGAAGCAAAAGGAAAGCUUUCAGUCAUUGGUAGGGAGCAUAUCCAGACUUCAACCCAAGCAAUGGUCACAGAUGAGAAAUCAGGGGGUAGUAGAAAGGGGCCGUCCACUAAUUCCAAGCGAGAUAUGCUUCGGCAGAAGACAUUUCAUUUUGAGAAGAAUUACAAGGGUCGCAUGUCGAAGGGGGCUUUUAAGGCCAAAGUUGCUGCCUGGGGAAGUAUGGUGUUGGACAAAUCACUAAAGUCGCAAUCUGGUUCUUCUGGUGUAGUAAUGAAGGGAACAAAGUUGACUACUUCAGCUGGAACUAAUAGAUCUCUUGUGGAAGGAAGCCAGCCUCCUUCAAGCAAUCUGCAGUCUGCUGUACCCUCUGGCGUUCUAUCUGAUCCUGAAUUUCCGUUACCUGGUUUCAAUUCCCAAUCUCCGGAAUCAUCGGUCCCGGAUACUGCCCCUUGCGCAAAGGGUGAAAUCACUGUUUCUGAUCCUCCUAAGAUUACUGAUUAUUAUGCUUUAAUUCCAUUUGAUGAAACUCUCCAGAAGCACAUGCCGCAAGAUGACAAAGAGGAAACCAUUCUGAUGCUAGUGCCGCUAAAGCAAGCACUUGAAAAAGAGCUCCAAGGUUGGACGGACUGGGCAAAUGAGAAGGUUAUGCAGGCUGCACGAAGGCUUGGAAAGGACCAGGGAGAGUUGAAAAUGUUGAGGCAAGAGAAAGAAGAGACAGAAAAAUUUAAGAAGGAGAAGCAGUCCUUGGAGGAGAGUACCAUGAAGCGGCUGUCUGAAAUGGAGUAUGCAUUGUCUAAUGCCACUGGACAGAUUGAGGUGGCUAACUGCACCGUUCGCCGGCUCGAAGAGGAGAAUUCUCUGUUGAAGAAAGAGAUGGAGGAUGCUAAAUUGCAGGCUCUAAAGUCUGCCACUAAUUUGCAGGAAGCUUUGAUGAGGGAGCAGGAGGCUCUUAAGAAACUGCAGUCAUGGGAUGCGGAGAAGGGUCUAGUCCUGGAGCAACUGACAGAUCUGAAAUCCCAAAUAGCUGAAUUGGAGAAUAUACUAGAAAAGGCUAAAGGACGACAGAAUCAGUUCAAGGUUCUGCUGAAGCAUGAAGAGAAGGAGAAAUUAAAAGUUGUGAACCAAAUUGAUACUGUGAGGAGGAAAAUAGCAGAAGAAGAUGCUUUGCUGAAAGUAGAAGCAGACAGGGUUAAACAGACGGCAGAAAUGAGCAUGCAGAAAUGUGAAGAAGAUAUCAAGAAUCUUGAGAAUAUGAUCUCAGAACUGAGACUGGAGUCUGAUAAAUCGAAAAUAGCAGCUCUAAAUGUGGGAUAUGGUAGCUGCUUGGCUGGUGAAAACAUCUCCGCAUUUCCUGGAAUGCAUCUUCCUAAAAUCACCAAGAGGUUGGCCGUAUUUCAAGACAACUUUGGGGGCGACGACGUAAAACCAGAAAGGGAAUGUGUCAUGUGCAUGACAGACGAGAUAGCUGUCGUUUUCCUCCCGUGUGCACAUCAGGUUCUUUGCGGGCAAUGCAGUGUUCUCCAUGAGAAGCAAGGGAUGAAUGAUUGCCCUUCUUGCAGGACAACGAUCAAGAAACGGGUCUCUGUCACUUACCGUGCCGAUUAGUAUCUUCAAAGAGUAGAUGUUUGGAAAGUGGAGGUGCUGAUCCAACUUUUGGUGAACUUGAUUACAUUCAGUAUAUCGGUCUUAUAAUACUCUAUAGUACAGUUGAACCAUGAAAGACAAGCUAGAAACUGAGAAAAAAGCUUAGAAACUUUAGAAUUAAUGCUUGAGGAAUCAACUUGGUGGAGUUGGUUUACAUAGUUAUAGGUAUGUACAUUUUGAAUCAGAUGUUUCUAUCUACAGUAUCUUUCUUACCUUUGGUGCUAUAAAUUGCCAUGCUAUAAAUU
Messenger RNA from Sesamum indicum (sesame), 3134 nucleotides. Its product is annotated as putative E3 ubiquitin-protein ligase RF4. The record is from RefSeq and is a predicted model, not a curated record. NCBI's taxonomy places the organism in Eukaryota, Viridiplantae, Streptophyta, Magnoliopsida, Lamiales, Pedaliaceae.